Molecule: messenger RNA, 1534 nt
Organism: Trachymyrmex septentrionalis
Lineage: Eukaryota; Metazoa; Arthropoda; Insecta; Hymenoptera; Formicidae
Product: peroxisomal membrane protein 2
Exons: 6
Coding region: 773-1333 (186 amino acids)
Cellular component (GO): cytoplasm; membrane
Source: RefSeq, a predicted model, not a curated record
CCCGGUUGUCUACCUUAGAAGAGGACGUCGUCGUCGUCGUCGUCGUUUACGAUCUCCUUAUAUAGAGCCGUUCGAGACUUUUAUUUAUUUUCGAAGCAGGGAGGGUCCACGGAGACCAGGACCAAGCGCUCGGUCAGUGGCCCCAUAUCAGCAGCGGGAGAACGCGUCUCCUCCCGAUUCGGAGUGUGCCGUCGUCGCCGUCGUCGUCGUGACCGCGGCCGACGGCAUGACGAAGUCGGUGACUCCGAGCUCGAGCUCCCCCGUUAACGUUAACUGAUGUUAACGGCGCUACGAUCCCCGUGCACGGCAGACCACGACGAUUUAUAACACGCUCGAUGGUGCCUCUAUUCUGGGAAUGAGGCGCUGGGAGUGCGACGAUUAUUUGUACGAACGGAUUGCGUUCAGUGAACGAAAUUGUGCGACGACACGAUAUACGAUUUUACGAUACACGAUACGAUUUAUGCAGAAUAUACGACACGCGAAUCGCGAUAACAGCACGACACGACAGAUACGACAAACACGACUCGGACACGGAUACCACGCGAUCCACGUACGAUAUGACGGACCAACGCGAAUCAACCGAUCAACCGUUUCGCUGAGAAAGAUAGAGAGACCAGGAAACCGAUGACCGGAGUGAUGUAGGGAUUAGACAGCCCCACUGGCGCGUCCACUUCAGUACACUCGAUUUACUGUUUGCUCGAUGAUAGCUGAGCGGUCUACUUUAUCGAUGUGGUCUAGAAAGUUGAGAACAGGUAGCAAUUGAUGCGAAAAAAUGGUGCUUUCCAAGCCGGUCAAUAUCUUUUAUAGUCUCAUCGGCGCAUAUUUACAACGGCUCUACUACAGUCCUUUAAAAACGAAAGCUAUAACGAGUUGCAUUAUCGGCGCCCUUGGAAAUGUAGUAUCUCAGAAAUUAUCCGGCAUCAAGUCGGACAGGAAAGGACUUAAUGAAGACAGUAUCUUGGCUUUUGCUCUAUUUGGACUAUUGUUUGGAGGUCCGGUACCCCAUUACUUUUAUACAUAUAUACAAUUGUUCGUGAAACAUCCUCUAGGAAUUCUUCUAAUAGAGAGACUCAUUUAUACACCGUGUUUCCAAGCUCUUGCGCUCUAUCUACUUGCUAUCUUUGAGGGCAAAACCCAUCAAGUGGCGUAUGCUCAGAUGCAAAAAUUAUAUUUACCAACAUUGAUGGCUAAUCUGAAAUAUUUGACGUUGUUCCACUAUAUCAACAUAAGAUAUGUUCCACCAAUGUUGAGAGUCUUGAUAGUCAAUUUGAUUGGAUUUGUAUGGAUUAUCUAUGUUGCCAAUAAAAGAGCAAAAGCUUCGAAAGAGAAGUAGAAAAACACGAAGAUCUAUUGUAAUUAUUAUUAUAAGUAUUUUUAUAAUUACAAUGAAUAAUGUACGUUAAUGCAUAUGGGUGUGCUAUGAUACUUCUUGAUCAUUUUAAAAAUCAUUUAAAAAAUCAAGAGCGAUAAGAUAAUUUUACACAAAUACUUGUAACAAAUUUACUAAGCACUAACGACACUCUUAUUGUACAAA